AUGUUACAGGAACAUCCGGGACUACGUGGUACUCCAUUGGCAAUGCUUGCUGCUCAAUGUAAUAAACUGAGCAGUAAGAGUCCACCGCCUUUAGCAGACGCGGCUGUAGGGAAAGGCUUUCAUCCAUGGAAAAAAAGUCCGCAGAGCAGUGGGAGUUCACCACAACAUACCGGCGGUGGCUGUACAACAACAGGGGUGACCCAGAGACCAACAGCGACCAGUAGCGCAGGCAGCACCGGCGGUUAUGCGAGAGCACCAGUCACUUCUUGUGCUUCAACAGCUCCGCAGUAUGGUAGCGACUUGUACUUUCCUGGCACAGCAUCAGCACAACCAGCUAGUGAUUCACAUCAUCAUCAAAGUAGUCUUCUUGGCAAAGUUGAAGGAGCUACUCUUGGUUCAGUGUAUGGAAGACAUCCCUAUGAAUCAUGGCCAUUUAAUACAAUGCCUGGUGCUACCCAUGGUGGUAUCAAAGCUGGUGAUGGCUGGUGGGAUGUUCAUGGUGCUGCAACAGGAGGUUGGCUCGACGUUAGCGGUACCGUUGGAGUACAUGCACAAAUGGCUAAUUAUUCAGCUGAUUACUCAACAAGUCUUGCCUUAGCUGGAAAUCACUUACUCACUUCAGCUACAACUGCUGGUCAUAAUCUCUUACAAGAUACGUACAAGUCAAUGCUACCAGGUGGUCCUCCAGGAUUUGGACUUCACGCUCAUCAUGCUACAAGUGGUCCUGGAGGUGCUGGUAGUCCUCAAGGUGGAGCUGGUACUGGUGUAACUCAAGCACCAUCACCACGCUCUCAGAGGAGAUACACUGGUCGAGCAACCUGUGACUGCCCGAACUGCCAAGAAGCUGAGAGACUCGGUCCCGCCGGUGUCCACCUAAGGAAGAAGAACAUCCACAGCUGUCAUAUACCAGGAUGCGGCAAGGUCUACGGGAAGACGUCUCAUCUGAAGGCCCACUUACGGUGGCACACUGGUGAGCGACCGUUUGUUUGCAACUGGCUUUUCUGUGGCAAGCGGUUCACACGUUCGGAUGAGUUGCAGCGGCACCUUCGAACCCACACCGGAGAAAAGAGAUUCGCCUGUCCAGUCUGCAACAAGCGGUUCAUGCGCAGCGACCAUCUCGCGAAACACGUCAAGACCCACAGCAGCUCCAGCAGCAGCAGCGGCAGCAAGGGCAAGGGGGGAGCGGGGAGCUCCUCAGCCGAGUCCUGCUCAGACAGCGAGGACAACGGGAGUCAGCAGAGUCCCACUUCCAACAGCUCGGUGGUGUCAGUGGCGGCACAACAGGGGCCUCAGCAGCAAACUCAGGCCCUGUCGGGGGUACCUCAGGGAACUCCGGACUCCAACGUCUCGUCACAGACCACCGUUCACCAACCAACAACUCCCAUGACCCCAAUGCAAAUGACACCACCGCCCCUGACCCCACACCAUCCCCACCACCCACAUCUCCCACCUCUAAUGCACCAUCCACAUCAUCACGCAACCUCUGUUCCAGCGCAUCAUCCUCACGCGGGGAUGAGCAUGCACUGAGCCCGGUGGGGCCCGGAGCCGGUGGCUGCAAUAACAGUUCCCCAACGGCCCUGGGCUCCCCAUUAUCCUACCCCCUCAAUCUGAACCUUCUUCAACAUCAUAACCAUUCCCUACACCAUCAACAU
Messenger RNA from Chelonus insularis, 1652 nucleotides. RefSeq names its product transcription factor Sp9-like (gene Sp1). Gene Ontology annotation, molecular function: RNA polymerase II cis-regulatory region sequence-specific DNA binding; DNA-binding transcription factor activity, RNA polymerase II-specific. Gene Ontology annotation, biological process: regulation of transcription by RNA polymerase II. The transcript has a single exon. The record is from RefSeq and is a predicted model, not a curated record. Lineage: Eukaryota; Metazoa; Arthropoda; Insecta; Hymenoptera; Braconidae. The coding region runs from base 1 to 1527 and encodes 508 amino acids.